GGAAGAAUAACAGACACGCACAAAGGAAAAUUAAAAAGCUCGUCAGACCUUAAAUCCGGGUACGGAAUUAGAUAUGUAGGAUUCGUAAGACUGAGGGUUAAUUUUAAUCGUCACAAUUUUCUUAAGACUUUUGUGUGUUGCGGAGUUCUUUUAUUCAUCAGCAACCGCCGGCUGGAUGGAUGGAUGAGUGUGGAGAGUAAUGAGAAAUAGGAAGCUGCUCUCGGGAUUUUAGAGUGCUCUGAGUGGUUAAAAGCGUAUGGAGCAGAGAAAGAGGGAAUUUAAGGAAUACAGUAUACAGAUAGCACAUGUGACAUGUAACGCAUGUUAAAUAUAUGACAAUUUAAAAAUUUCACUCCUGGAAACAAGGGAUGAAUUGGUAACGAGGAAGCGUGAGACCCUGAAGAAAUGGCACUGACCGUAUCCUCACCCCGCGUUUUCAACGGAAACGUGGGAAAGCAGGCUUAUGGAUCCACUGAAUCAACCUCAGGCAGCAAGUGCGUUUGUUGUCCUUAUGGAUACCACAUUGACUUGGACUUUGUCGAGUACUGCGAAGCGGUUGCUGCCGGAAACAUCGACAAAAACACCAUCGAGAGACGUAAAAAACGCGAGAGACGAAGACAAUGUCAGUCUAUGGAAAUUUUGCUGGGAUUGGUGAGCCCGACAUUCAGCGAACUGGAGAGCGAGCUGUCAAAAAUAUCAAACGAACAUGGGGAUGUUAUUUCAAACGGAGUAACGACCUUACCGAGGUCAGGUCACCUCACCAGCCGACCCGGAGGUAACAAUGCCUACCAACAUCACCAUCAGCACUCGGCGGCCAUGGACUUGAGUGACGUAGUCGGUGAUUUUGAGGCGACCCUGCAGCGGCUGUCCAAACCGCACAAGAAUCAUGAUCGCAGGAAUCAGACCGAAACCGAUGGAGCGCAUAUUGGACACGCGAUUCAACACACGAUCCACGCGGAUCAGACCGCGGAUUUCGAUGCCGCGAGUGUUGGAAGCGGAAAUUCAAAUCUCAGUGCCGGGGCACUUCAGAAUAUUCGAGAGCAAAUGGCGAUGUCGCUCGAGCGAAUGAGAGAACUUGAAGAGCAAGUAAAAGCGAUCCCAAUGCUACAGGCACAGAUGUCAGUGCUCAAGGAAGAGAAGAAAAAACUCGAAAAGACGGUGGAGGAUUUCAAUAGAUCGCGUUCUGUGAAAAAUAUUGAAAAUUCAGAGGCCCAGAGAUCGAGGAGCCAGUCAUUUUCCUCGGAAAAACAGGGGAAAAAAUAUUUCAAUGUUCACACGAGGGAUAUGGGGACCAUGUGUGGUGUUAUGACGCGGGACGUGGGAAUUUCACACCAGCAGGUUCGGACACGGGACGUUGGAAUGACCACUAGCACGCCGAUCCAAGUAAUCGGCCGGCCGACAGAAUUCACUACCGUUAAAUUGGACGACAUGGACAUCGAGCCGAGCAAAGCCUUUGGAUCUCCAACGGCUAAGAGAAGUCUGCAGAAAUAUCAGUCGAGAGAAAACAUAACUUCCUUUUUUAACAACAAAGACUCGUCGAGUUUAUCGAAUUUGUCACGAAGCAGCGAGUCCAGUUGGACUCCCGAAAUGAAACGUAAAAACUCGCUGUCAAAAAUUCCUUCGUACCACAGUCUGUCUUCGCCGAAACAACUGAAGGACUCUGGGACCAACACCGACAGUACGACGGAAAAAUCUAAAGACCAGUCACUGUCCCAACAGAAAACCCUGACCCGCAGCGAUUUGUUUUUCGAGCAGAUAUCACCAGAGAUUAUUUCCAAAGACCCGGAAGUCCGUAAGACCCGCAGCUGUGGUACUGAAACGACACUUAAUAUGACACAAGUUUAUACUUCCGAGGAAGUCGCCCGCAUGAUUGAGGAAGCUGUAAAUAAAUACCGUGAUUCGGUUAAAAAAAUGACAUCAACAAAAGGUACCCAGUGCUUGCCAGUAUUGCCGAAAAAAUUGCCAACAAGACAUCAAGAGAUCCAGACCUCUGAGCCCUUCAAAAUGAGGGCGCACGUUGGGGUGACAGUAAAACCCCGGACAUCUGAAGUUGGAACUUCAAUAGGACUAUCAAGCCCUGGAACAAAAUCAAUAGCCACCGGACCAGAUCCCGUUUCAAUUCAGCCGAUCUCCCUCAGUUCACUGAACGCCCGAAGUCAUUCGUUUAAUUACGGUGACACUAAACCCAAAAGAAAAACCACCAGAACCGUUGGCUCUAAUGUCGAGGGGUUGAUAAAAACUGCGCCCAAGAGUACUGACACCCUAGGUCUCUCCCCAAAGAGCCGUGAGUUCGGCACAUCGCCCAUAAAAAAGAAGUUCGUUGAUGUGUCGGUGGGUGAUUCAUUGAAACCACACAUUUCAAUAUCCUGCGCUGCCAACUACUGCGACAAUUGCAAAGAGACAAUAAAAACUCUUGCCAAACAAAUUUCAAAUAACACCGAAAAUAUGUACAAAAAUAUCGAUAACAAUUCAAACCAGACAACCAACGGAGUGUCUAGGAUACCAAGGCCAGCAAAUAUCAAUUUAAGUAACAGUGAUUUGAAAAAACAGUUCAAGAGACAAGACACCUACACCAAGAUUCCCAUCGGAAUCAUACGCUACGAUGCCGACAACAAAGAGACGUAUGAUUGUAAUAAGCAUGAGAUGGUGACCGAGGACAUAAAGAACGACGCCAAGGAGUCAAAAGAAUUAAUAUCUCCGGAAAAAGAAUUAAACAAUGAAGAAAAAACGAGUCUACCAGACUCAGCGCUGUUUGAGCCCAUACGUGACAAGUCCCGGGUGAAAAAGGAACCGUCUAAGGAGAUGCGUGCCGCGUUGAAAGUAUUGAAUGACAACUUGAAAAAGUCUCCAAGCAAGAAUUUGUCCCAUCAAACGAAAAACGCGACGAACGUCAUCCAGCAAGAGUGGUUUAAAAUUUCUAGUAUCGUGACCGCGAACCCCCUGGAUGUCGAGGACUACUUGGACUGCUUUGAAGAGCACUCCAGUAUCUUGCUGGAGCACAUCGUCAAUAUGGUUGACACAAACGGGAACACGGCAAUGCAUUACUCCGUUUCUCACGGUAAUUAUGACGUAGUCUCAAUACUCCUGGACUCAAAAGUCUGCGACAUUAAUAAACCAAAUGCCGCUGGCUACACUCCGGUGAUGCUAACAGCCCUCGUUGACAUUAAAAACUCGACCCACGCUUCGGUUAUUACAAGACUUUUCCAGUUGGCUGAUGUCAAUACUCGAGCUAAAAUUCAUGGACAGACAGCACUGAUGCUCGCAGUUUCCCAUGGAAGGACAGACAUGACCCGGCUGCUGCUGGACGCUGGAGCAGCCGUCAACAUCCAGGACGAAGACGGAAGUUCCGCGCUGAUGUGUGCCGCCGAGCACGGACACGUCGACAUCGUGAAACUCCUUCUAGAACACCCGGACUGCGACCCGUCGAUCGUCGACGUGGACGGCAACACGGCUCUGACCAUCGCCGUCCACGCGGGCAACCGCGACAUCGGGAUGCUUCUCUACGCUCACGGGCAAGUUCAUAGAGGCACCAGUCCCUACUCAUCCAUGAGAAGAAGUCGACGCGGAUCCAAACCCACGACUCCCACGGGAGCUUCUCCAUCCUUACCAGCCAGUCCUGCUCCCUCAAGAAGAUUCACCCCCACGUCAAAAUACUCCGGGAAGUAGUAACUUUGCAUUUGUUUUUUCGUUUUUGAUAAACGCUAUCAGACAUCAUCGAGAUGUUCGUUAUUUCGACUUAUAUUUUUUUAUUUAUAUUUAUAUUUCUCUAUCAAACAUUUCAGAACAAUCUAUCGAAGACUAGUCAUUUUAAAUAUUUCAAUCUACAUAUUUAUUAUAAUUAUUAUUAUUUUUUUUCUUCAUACUAUUGAUUAAUAAAAUAUCAAAGGGGAGAUUAGUUUUCUCAGGUGCUCCUUAGGAACUCGGUGCUCUACACUCAUAAAAUCAAACAAAUUUAUAAAAAUAAUGUUCAACAUUCCCCUCCUCUUUUUCUCAACGACUUGAUAUUUUAUAUUUUUCCAUGUACCUUUUUAUUGUUAUAUCGUCUUGGUACACAAAGUGUUGAUCGAUAGUUUGUCAUGUCUUCCAAAGUUUUAACUAUUUAUUGGAACUCAAUUAAUUAAGUAGCACUAGACAUUCCAGAUACGGGGUUCAAAUUUAAUAACAGGCCUAAGUCAUUUUAAAACCAUCGGGAACAAUAAUUAAAUUUUUCUAGCAUUUAAUUGAAUGCUUUUAAAUUUAAAUUUUAAAAAUAUAUAAAGACUAGAAUGUGCUACUCAAUAAAAAUUUUGAAUGUUAGUAAAAAAAAAAAUGUCUGACUAGAUUUAUUAAAUGUUGAUUGUCGUACUUUAAAAAUAUAUAUAAAUAAUGUAUCAGACUGAUUGGAACUUGUGGUAGUAUGAAAUUUAUAAAAUAUAUAUAAAUACUUGGGUAGAUAAAUGUCUGGAUAUAAAUUUAUAAAUCGUUAGAGAAAAAAAAGAGGAAAAAAAAAAAUGAUCGUGGAAAAUUAAUGUGUAAUUAUUUUUUAUUUUAUUUUAAUUUUAUUUUUAUAUGAAAAUUGAAUUACGGACAAAUGUAAUGACGUUAGACUGGUACUUAAAUGAUGAAGGAACAAAAUGAGAGGGUUUUUUAUUAUUUAAAAUAAAUUUAGAGGGUUGUGAAUAGUCGAAGACGAAUUAAGUUAUUUAAUUAUAAUAAUCGGACAUUAUAUUAAACAAAAGUUUUAUCGUGACAUAUGAUGUUGUAUGUAUUUAAAUAAAUUGUAUAAAUAUUUGAAAAGUAAGUAAGUUUUAGAAUGGAGUAGACGAAUAUUAAAUCUAUUGUAAUGUUAAUGAUAAUAAAUAAUUAAUGAAUACUAUUGAUGUAAAUGUGAUUAAAAAAUGAUGUUUAGGAGUUUUAGAUGAUACAGAUAUAUUAUAGAACAUGAUAAUUAAAUAUGUUUUUAAUUGUUUGUGCCUUUGAAUGUAACAUAUUAAAUAUUAAUAAAUAUUCGAGUAAUUUAA
Molecule: messenger RNA, 5000 nt
Organism: Microplitis mediator
Lineage: Eukaryota; Metazoa; Arthropoda; Insecta; Hymenoptera; Braconidae
Gene: Kank
Product: KN motif and ankyrin repeat domain-containing protein 2-like
Exons: 10
Coding region: 406-3666 (1086 amino acids)
Biological process (GO): negative regulation of actin filament polymerization
Cellular component (GO): cytoplasm; cytoskeleton
Molecular function (GO): protein binding
Source: RefSeq, a predicted model, not a curated record